This is a messenger RNA of Paramecium octaurelia, 2611 nucleotides long. NCBI's taxonomy places the organism in Eukaryota, Ciliophora, Oligohymenophorea, Peniculida, Parameciidae. The record is from the annotation of a GenBank genome assembly.
UUUUCUAUUAAUUGAUUUCCAUGCAAGAUAACGACUCUUCUAUUUUAAAAUCAAUUACGUACUUCAUUGAUCAUUCGAACUCGCAAAUAAAUACUUCGAAUUAAUGCGAAACUCCUGUAGCCGAUGGAACCCUUUUUCAAUUGAACGAGGCAAUACUCUAUAAUAUAGCUGUAAAUGAUUAUUCUAAAUUAGGAUAUUCCCAACCCAUCAUAAAACAAUAUUAUCAGUAUCUUAAAAUGCUAUAACUUGAAUAAAAACAUGUAGAUAGGUUUAGGAGACAACAAUAUUUUAUUACUUAACUCUUUUUCAGAUAUUAUUAAGCACAAGGAUUAAAAUAUCCAUGAUUUUCUAAACACCCAUCAAAAUAAUACAGGUAACAAUAUUUUUAAAUAAAUAGAUUAACAAAAUACUCCAUCUCAUAUCUUAAACUUGGUAGAAAAGGCAAAAUAAGCUUGCUUCUCUCAAAAUAACAAUUUAAAAACAUCAUCUAUAAUAAUUUAAGGAAAUAGUGGAUCAGGUAAAACUGAAGCUUUUAAUAUGAUCCUAAACUAUAUAACUGUGAAAUCCAAUAGUGAAUUAUAAACAAAUAAUUCUCCAAGCAUUGAAAAAAAUAUUGUAUCUACAAAAAUCAUACUUAAUUCUUUUGGAAAUGCCAAGACAAUAAAUAAUCCUAACUCAUCCAGAUAUGGUUUAAAUUUAUAAAUUCACUUUGACAAUUAAAAGAAAAUCAUCGGUGCAAAAAUUAUUACAAUACUGUUUGAAGAAAAUCGAAUCAUAUAAACAAGAAAAAUGAAAAGAAAUUUUCAUAUAUUCUAUCAAUUAUAUAUUGCUUAUUAGAGAAUAUAAGACUUAAGUAUAUUUAUAAUAUAUUUCUAGAACAUUUUGUUUAAUAGAAAUAGGGGUAAUUUAAAGGUAUAGACGAGGAGAUUGGAAAAUUAGAACUUAACUCUUACUUUGCCAUUUUAGGUUCUCAGCAUGAUAAUGAAUCAGAUUAGCGAUUUAAAGUGGACGACUUUGAAAAUUUUAAGACACUCCUGUUAGCUUUUAUGGAUCUUAAUUUCAGUUUAUAAGAUAUUAUAAAUAUAAUUUAAUGUCUUGCUGGGCUUAUUCAUUUAUAUGAACAUAAUUUUACUAAGGCUUAAUAAUUGUUGAAAAUUGAAAAUCUUGAGACCGCUAUUAAUUCAAGAAUUUCAAACUCCAAUCAAUAAAGCAAAAAGGUUUAAAUGGAGUAUAUCAUCAAUAGUAUAAUUAUGGAUUUCUAUAAUAAACUAUUUUAAUGGAUUCAAAAUAAAAUAAAUUUAACUCUUUCUUCAGGAUUGGAUGAAAAUUAAUAAUAUAUAUUAAAUAUUUUUGAUAGUUUUGGACUAGAUAUUGUAGAAAAUGCAGAAGGAGUUUAAAAAAAUAAACUGGAAUAGUUAAUGUAAAAUUAUGUCUAUGAAAAAUUGUUAAACACAUUUUAUAAGCAGAUAAUAGAAAAUGCAUAAAGUAAAUGUUAUAUAUUAAAUCUACAGAUUUAUUUCAAUCAGAAAAAUUGUCUCCAUAACUUGAUAAAAUUAAAACAAAUGAUCAAACAAUAGCAUUAUUCGAAAAUGUCAUAUUCGAUUGCUUAAGGAAUUUCAAUUAGCAAUAGGACAAAACAUUAAAGGACAUGAUUAAAUAAUAAGUUUAAAAUUUUGGAGUUGAAAAUGUUUUCGUAGCUGAGCCAAUAAUAGGGAAAAACUUAAGAGAAAGUCAGAGAUCUCAAUAUUAGAUGUAAAGCAAAAUUGGAAUCAAACAUACAGGAGAUGAACUACAUUACUAUAUUGAUGCUUUUAUCGAGAAUAAUACUUUUCCAGUUAGGGAAAAUAUACAAAAUAUUAAUGUGUUAAGCUAAAACUAAAUAAUUAAAUCAUUUACGCUUUAACCUUAAAAUCAAUCUAGAGUACAUCAAGCUUAAAAAGCCAUCAAUGAUUUGAUUAAAUCAUUUGGAGUAUCGUAAACAUUUUUUGUCAAAUGUUUCUCAACAAAUUAUGGGUAAGCGAAUUCUUAAGAUAGCAAAGUCAUAGAAACUGAAUUAAGGUAAAGUGGAAUAGAGUAGGCUGCUUUGCUAUUAUAUUAGUCCUAUUUUUUAAGGAUACCUAAAUAAGAAUUUGUUGCUAAAUAUUUGGAUAAAUUUCAAACUAUUAAAACAGAAGAGAAGUUAAUACAUUAUAUCAAUUUUUGUAACAUUGAUAAAGAGCUAUAUUACUUUGGAUCAAAUAAUGUUUUAAUAAAAGAACAUUUAAAUAAAAGUCUUGAUGAUGUUUAUUAAAAACAUCUAGAAUCCUUACAUUUGGAUUAAGAGUAUAUUUCAUAUUCUUCGAAAGUAAAGGAAGUCAUUUAAAAUUUUGAGAGCAGACGUCAGAAUAUAACGAACGAAAUAUAAAAAAGGGAUGCAUAAAUAAUUAUAUUAGAAAAGAAAGUAGCAGAGUUAGAAAAAUAUAAUUUAGAAUUAUAGGAAAUACAGAUAUCUAUUUUUAAAAAUAAUGCUUAGUUAAAGAAUUAGGUGCAAAAGUAUUUGGAAUCGUAAGACAAUUAAGAAAACCAGAAGUAAAAUGAAGAAAGUAUUGGUUAAUUUAGAUAAAUUUAAUGA